AUGCUCAACAGCCGCGGCGAUCCCGGAUCCUCAACCCGCCGAGAGGAGAUAGCGCGGGAAGAGACCGCCGUCGAGCCCGAUGACGACUUCGUGGACGACUCGACGAUGCAGGGAUGCCACCUUUUCCUGAGACCCCGGGAGACGACGAGACCGAGGACGCUGUCACGGCGGAGGAGAUGCAGCGUUCCGCACCCUCCUCGACAUGAAGUUUGCCGGGACGCGAUGCCGACGCCGACAGACGAUGCAGACGCUUCGCAUCGACGAGGACAUCGACGAGAUGUUCCAAACCUCGGGAUCCACCGACUCAUGUUCCAGCAGCACGAGUCUUACCGGAAGGCGACUUGCCUUUUCCUUGCCACUCUCGAGCACGAGCCCUGCCACCCGGCAAGACCACACCCGACGGCAGUGACGGGUACAUCACGUUCUGGGCCACCGGACAGCGACACUAUCUCUCAUACAGAGACAUCGACCGAGCACUUUCCUGCCGCCAGGCAACCGUCUAGGCCUCGACAUCAGGAGCCCGCCGGUCCGCUACUUCCACAAGGCGAUCGCCAACACGCUCUUUUCCCGACAGGCCACCGGGAACGUCACAGAGACAGAGAUGGCCAUGAUCGACGUGGCACUCACAGGCAUCCCGUUGAGACUGAUCAACGGGACCGAGCUCCGAGGCAGCAGGUCCACGGAGGCAUCACGGUCGCCUUGCUAGCCAGCUCCGCUCUUACAGGGACUGGGCUUCGAGGAACAGGACCAUCCGGCACAAGUGCACACUGCGGAUGGGCGGCUUGGUCACACCUCUUCUACGCGCCGUCGGCUUCACACCUGACAGAGAGGACGAGGUCGCCACCCGAGUGGCUCGAUCUCGAGUACCUGAGGAACAGCGUCUUCUUGCAGAAGACGUCAGACGCCAGCCGACUCCUGUACCAGUUCACCCACGUUCAGCUCGGCGUUCCCGCAUGUUGCUCCCCAGCCCCAGCUGGACGACGAUCAGAGGUGGGACCAACGUCGAGUUCAACCCACCUCAGUCUGCUCUCUACGGAGACCGAGACCGCCAGAGACUACGCCACACCUCAGGCGACCACACCGCGGCGAUCCAUCACACGAGCUCGACUCCAUGCAGACGGACGAGCUCGACCACUUCCACUUCGGGUACGCCACCACUGCCAGACAGACCGCCGGGCUGAAGGCGGCUCACCAGCACAUCAGCAUUCUUCAGCGGUGGAACAAGGCGCAGGACAAGAUCACCACAAGCUCAAGAGCAAGGUGAAGAAGAUGGCCGAUCAGAUCCGUGCCAUGCAGGACAAGCUGAGCUGUACUGCCUCAGCUUCAGGAGGUGUCCACAGGACCGCAGUCGGUCCACGCCAGGCGAUCCCCUCUGAGGACGACGACGAGCCCGACCACGACACCACCGGCGGACGACCACUACCUCCUGAGCCACCACGACACUCUUCCUUCGAGCCGCGACAGCAGCGGAAGAGGCGCUUUGGAGAGCCGCAGACAGCGAGACCAUCAGGCGCAGAGCUCGGCAGACUUGCCAUUCAGGCGAUGCAGCUCCACUUCGAGGCCGACAGCGCCGACAGACCACACACCGCCGACGAGAGCUCCGCCGGACCAGUACGUGCCUUACACCAGAGCGAGCUGCGCCACCACCGUCCCUACUUACACGCAGGAGAGCAUGCAGGAGGAUCUCGACGACUUCAUCUACGGACGCCGCUGAUGCUCUCUCCUGACGCCACUCGACCGACCACCACCACUGUAUCAUUCCAUUUUCCCUUUUCUUUUUCUUUUAUUGAGUCUGUUUAA
Microthlaspi erraticum is the source of this 1800-nucleotide messenger RNA. Lineage: Eukaryota; Viridiplantae; Streptophyta; Magnoliopsida; Brassicales; Brassicaceae. The record is from the annotation of a GenBank genome assembly.